AUUUACCAACACUAGCCUACAUUUCGUUCCUUUUUCCGUCCGUACCUUUGUUCCGGAAGCUUGCUUAGUUGUAAGGGUCCUGGAAGUGGAACUUGGAGGCUCCCAAAGCUCCCAUGACGGUAUCGUAGAUACCGAAUUGUCCAGCCGUCAGCGAACCAAUCAUUACGCAACGAGGGAGAAGACCGACAAGGCAGAGGUUUCUGAAUCCAACUUCCUUGGCGAUGUUUCCAAGACGCUGCAACAAUGGUCCGUCACCACCGGCACCCGCUUUGUUGACCUUCGAAAGGAGCGUAUCGGCAGGGUGAGAGAUGAUGGCGGCACUAACUCCGGCAAUAACACCACUCGCCAAGGAGAUUCCGAGGUUGGUGGUUGAAGAGAGCUCGGCAGGAGUUUUACCCAUGGACUUGUACAUAGAAUCAGCAGCAGUACCCUGGACUACGAAUUUAGCACAGGUGUAAGGAAUUUGCUUGGCCAAAAUGGGGAGGAAACCGCUGUAGAACCCACCGAUUCCCUCGGUCUUGAACAUUUUGACGAAUCCAUCACCAAGGCCGUUGGCGAAGGAUGGAUCGGAGACCUGACGAAUACGAACGGCCUCAAGAGGGCAAAGGAAGACAUCUGCAACGAACUCGGCGGCGGCGGCAGCGCCGAUGUAAAUCAUACCCUUGUUGGCCCAGGCCUUCUCUUCUCCCAAGGCUUGGACGGCUUGGAUCUUGAUGUAAUUAACUCCACCGAAUUUGAACCAUCCCUGAACAAAGUAACCAAAGGCUGUAGCACCGAGUCCGGUGGCCAAGGCUCCGGCUCCCUCUUCGGCAACGACCGUGCGAAAGCCACCGAUCAAACCUUUGUACUAUUUUGUCAACGAUGGCAAACAAACAACGCAUUGGUCAUUGGAAUUUUUACGAACAGGUUUCAGUUUCGGAAUUCCGGGUCGAUARUUAUUCGUGUUAGCAGAGGUUUAUCAAUUCGUGCAUUCGAAUCGAUUGAAAAUGGAAGAGAAACAGGCGUUAGGGAAAUCAUGGACAAAGAAAUUCGCUUGGUUGACCAAAGCGUGGAAGACGUCCUCAGCCGCUCCAAGCCCUGACGAAACGUUGAAGCUCCACCGCAGAAAUUUUGGAGUACAAUGCAGAAUUCAAGCUGCUAAGAAUUGAAUGACUUACCUUGGCAGGAUCGAGCUGGACACGGGUCUUAACGACAUCGACAGGGGUCAAAGCGGCGUGGGUGAUGGAGCAGCAAAUACCCCCGGACAAAGCACCCUUGAGGUAGAACAUGGGGGUGUACUUUGAGAAAUCAUAUUUCGAAGGAGCCAAAAGAACGGAACCAGUAGCAGCAGACGACAUUUUGGAUUGUUGUUUGGAAGCUGAGUGUUAAUUGGUAGGGUUAGUGUU
Molecule: messenger RNA, 1385 nt
Organism: Pseudo-nitzschia multistriata
Lineage: Eukaryota; Bacillariophyta; Bacillariophyceae; Bacillariales; Bacillariaceae
Source: the annotation of a GenBank genome assembly